AUGGAUGUGGAAGAGCUGAUUGAAUCCAUCAUCAGAGCACUCAUGUUUCUGGCAGGGAUCCUGGGAAACAACUGGCUGGCUAUACGCUCCCUGCCCGGGAAGAAAUCUGGCAUCCGCACCAACGAGAUCCUUUUCAUCAACCUGGCCGUCUCCAACCUCAUCACCAACUACCUGGUGGACCUGCCCGACACCAUGGCAGAUUUCGCCGGGCGUUGGUUCCUGGGGGAAACCUUCUGUGGCGUGUUUCGUUUUUGUGCUGACCUUUCUGAAACUAGCAGCAUCUACACGACCUUUUUCAUCAGCACUUUCUGGCACCAGAAGCUCGUCGGCUCCCUGAAGCGCGGAGGAGCGCCAGUGCAGCUUGACAGCCUGUGCUUGGUGGGAUGUCUACUGGCCGGGAGCUGGUCGGUGGCUUUGGUCUUCAGCAUCCCACACUUUUUCUUUGUCAAAGUGGAGAGCGGAAAUGGCAGCAAAGAAGACUGUAUAGAUGUUUUCCCUAAUGCAAUUGCAAGGCAAACCUAUGAGAUCCUUUAUUUAACCCUGGCUAAUGCAAUCCCUGUUGCAGGGAUUGUAUUUGCCAGCGUCCAGAUUGUCAUCACUCUCCUUCAAAACCAACGACGCAUUAAGGGUCAUAACUCUGAUGCUACCAAGGAGAUGGUUAAGGAUGACAACAAGAGUGUUGAGAACAGACGUGACGACACGUCAGACAGCGCUGUCUCUAUUCCAGGCACCUCAAAUGCUGCAUCCCUAACCCACAUUCAUUCUCCUUCCCGUCCAAAUGAAGGGCAGUCAGGUCAAAGCUCUCCCCUCAACAGGGAAACAAACACAGAAAGCAGAGCUGGAGCUCAACCAAAUCUUUCAAGGCCCAGCCAGAUGCCAGCUAAGCCUAGCUCGAGCUCAAGCACUCAGGUGAGGGCAGCCAAGAGCGUGGUGGCUGUAGCCAGCGUGUUCCUGGUCUGCUGGCUGACUCAUCUGCUUCUGCGCAUCACCAACAACAUCCACACCUCGUCGAUUUUGGUGGAGGUGGCCAGCUAUAUCGCAGCCUCCUACACCUGCAUCAUCCCCUACAUAUUCCUGCACGGAGUGAAAAAGCUUUCUUGCUCCUGCAAAGGGUAG
Molecule: messenger RNA, 1116 nt
Organism: Epinephelus lanceolatus (giant grouper)
Lineage: Eukaryota; Metazoa; Chordata; Actinopteri; Perciformes; Serranidae
Gene: ora5
Product: olfactory receptor class A related 5
Biological process (GO): G protein-coupled receptor signaling pathway; cellular response to hormone stimulus
Cellular component (GO): plasma membrane
Molecular function (GO): G protein-coupled receptor activity; peptide binding
Source: RefSeq, a predicted model, not a curated record